This is a messenger RNA of Brugia pahangi, 707 nucleotides long. The record is from the annotation of a GenBank genome assembly. Lineage: Eukaryota; Metazoa; Nematoda; Chromadorea; Rhabditida; Onchocercidae.
AUGGAUGAUUCUGUAAUGCAACUAGAUGCUAAUUGGAAAAAUAGUUUUUAUUCGAUAAACUGAAUUUAACUGUUGUUUAUGAAUGUUUUCGAUAGUCUCUCCAAUCUCAGCGUUUUAUUUUAAAGUUUUGAAAGUAUUCUUUGGUUGUGGUCAAAUUUAGAUCAGAAUUUUUUUCCUUUUACAAACAGAAUUUAUAUUGUUUCUCUGCCUUGCUCUCUAUUUUCUUACUUCUCUCUUCCAUUUUCGGGUUGUAUUCAGAACUGUCAUAUAUUCUAACCUUUUUCUAACCUAGUUGAAUGAAAAACUUCAUAAAAUCUAUGUGCAUUUCGAUUUUCGUAAAGAACUUCUUUUUUUCUUGUAAGAUUUUCAGGAACGCAUCGAGUGUUCGUUGAAUGUGGUGAAUCGAUGAGAGAUUUUUUCGAACUUUAUCGAUCUUUCGGCAAGACGAAGUUGAAUUAACAUGGCACUGUUAUUCAAAAUGUUGAAAUAUCCAGUAGCAGAAGAAACUUUGACGAGACGUAUGCAUUUGAGUUGCAGCUGUCUUUAUAUUGAAUGAUUUGUUGUUGGGCCGUGAGACCUUCAUCACUUUCUAUGUAGUCGACAUUUUGUUCAAGUAUUAUUGCAGGCGAUCUUUGCAUGACAGUUUUAGCGACAUAGUGUUACGGAAAUAUGAAUUCUGUUUUGGUGGAGGAAUUCGCGUUAAAUGA